ACGCUCCGGAUUGGUCGAGAACGCAGCGCACAUUCACAGGCCGAUGUGAGAGAGAGAAAGACUGCUGAACGCCGGCAGAUGAGAGGAGAGCGGUCCAAAACAACUGUCUGAAAGGAAAGAUCAAAGAUCACGAAGAAUCAUGGAGUCGAACACGGAGCGAACGUUUGCUGACUUUUCCGGAUCUUGGAAAAUGAAAAGCUCUGAAAAUUUCGAGGAACUUUUAAAAGCUCUCGGUGUCAAUGUCUUUCUGAGGAAGAUUGCAGUUGCAGCAGCUUCCAAACCGGCUGUUGAGAUUACACAGCAGGGAGAAAGUCUCUCCAUUCAGACCUCCACUAGCGUGCGGACCACUCAUGUGUCCUUCACGGUGGGCGAGUCCUUCAACGAGGCUACGGUGGAUGGACGCCCAUGCACAAGUUUUCCAAAAUGGGAGACAGACCGUAAAAUCACUUGUGAGCAAACGCUGCAGAAGGGGGAGGGGCCUGAGACAUCAUGGACACGUGAACUGACCAAUGAUGGGCAGAUGAUUCUUACCAUGAGAGCCGGAGAUGUUGUCUGCACCCGUGUGUAUGAACGAGACUGAAGGAUCCUUAAAUUUCAGUUCUUUCUAUUCCAUUCCGUGUCAUUCAAUGUGCUAAAAUGCUAGUUUAUUAUUGUACAAAUAGCCUGUUCCUUCCAAUUUUUGUAUGUUUGACAUGUGCUAAGUUUGUGUGCCAGAGAAGGAGAGGUGUUUGAAGGGUCAGACGUGGUACUUGUAUAAAGAUGGUAGUGAGUUUGCAUUGUUCUUUUUGGUGCAUUUGGCUGAAAAGUGUAUUUAUUUUUGUUGGUGGUGCAUUUUAUGUUGCAGUCUCAUGUAUAUGCCACAAUGUGGCUUAUCAAGCAAAAAUGUUUUUAGCAAUAAACCUUUAUACUUAUAAACCCCCAAAAAUCUUAUGACUAAUUCAUUGUCAUCUCUUUGACACUAACCUCGGUUGCACUUUUACACUCAUUUUCUGCCUCAUUCCUUUUCUUCAAAGUGUUCUUUGUAUCUGUUCUUGCUUUCUGUCUUCUGAUCCAACCACUUACAGUUUUGAACAGCACUGUAAAUUUGUAUUUCAUGAGUGUACAUCAACUGUUAAAUUAUUUUCUGGCAAGGAGUAAUGGGGGGAUGAGGGAGAGGUAUGGAAAGAGUGAGCAAACGCUAGCAAAGAAAAAUAAUUUCAUAUUUUUAAGGUUAUAUUCCCUCUGCUCUUUCUCUCAUCUGUUGCUAGUUACUGCAUGAGGUCAGAAAGAACGGCUGUCAUUUCUCAUGCUUUUUGUCUUUCUACAGCCAGAUUCCUGAUCCAAACUGUUUUUUCUAAAUCUAGGGCAAAUACUUCUGAAAGUUUAAUAAAAUAAUAUGUAUAAGUAAAUGAUGCAAAAUGACACUGAUGAAAAGCAAAAUUAAGUUAAAAAUCUUUCUUCCACUCUCCGUAUCUGUCUUUUUCUCUGCACACACACAUUUAUUUAGCAGCGUUCAGAGACUGCUGUGUUUUUUCAGUCUGCUGCGAUGAUGAAUUUUCCAGGUUCCAGACAACAAAGCUCACAGU
Molecule: messenger RNA, 1565 nt
Organism: Labeo rohita (rohu)
Lineage: Eukaryota; Metazoa; Chordata; Actinopteri; Cypriniformes; Cyprinidae
Gene: crabp2b
Product: cellular retinoic acid binding protein 2, b
Exons: 4
Coding region: 140-580 (146 amino acids)
Biological process (GO): fatty acid transport
Cellular component (GO): cytosol; nucleus
Molecular function (GO): fatty acid binding
Source: RefSeq, a predicted model, not a curated record